CUUCCAAUUUCCAAGACCCCCCCUCUCUCUCUCCCACCCUCACCAUUUUCUAGGGUUUCACGUACUCCAUCCCCAAUUCGUCUCCGAUCUCGUCUCUAGGGCUAGUCCAUAUCGUCGGCGAGGCUCACGGUGAUCGCCGGUUUCCCCCUUUUUUAGGGUUUCACGAGCUCCGUCCUCCCCAGUUGGUCUUCGCCCUUGUCUCUAGGGCUCGUCCAUGGCGCCGGCGGCGGCGAGGCUCACGGCGAACGCGAUCGCCGCCGUGAGCGGCGGCGAUCUGAACCUGAAGCCGGUGGUGCAGGUGGUGGAGCUGAAGCAGGUCCCCGGCGCAGCCCAGGAGCGGUUCCGGGCGCUGGUCUCGGACGGCUCCGCGGCGCACCAGGCGCUCUUGGCGACGCAGCUCAACGCGCUAGUCAAAGCGCGGCGGCUGCGACGGGGAUCCGUCGUCCAGCUCCUCGAGUACAUAUGUAGCACCGUACAGAAUCGUAGGAUUAUUAUUAUUCUGAACAUGGAAGUAAUAAUUCCUGAGUGUGAGAUUAUUGGUAAUCCAAGCCUCCCUCCUGAAGCUGAACCAGUCUCUCAGAAUGUUUCAUCUACUAACAAUUCAGGCAGCUUUACAAGGGAGACACUUAAUGGUUCAGCUGGCUCGGAUUCAAAUUCAGUAGCACGACUUGUUUCUAAGUCAUCUGCUAAUCCUGCUAAUGGUGCCCCAAGCUUUCCACCAACAAUUCAACCUUCUUACAAGCCUCCUCCAAUGUACAAAAACCGUGGCGCAAUCAUGAAGAAUGAGGCACCGGCUCGUAUAAUACCAAUAGCCGCUCUAAAUCCUUAUCAGGGGCGAUGGGCCAUCAAAGCUAGAGUAACUGCCAAAGGAGAUAUCCGCCGUUAUAAUAAUGCCAAGGGAGAUGGGAAAGUGUUCUCCUUUGAUCUCCUCGAUUCAGAUGGAGGAGAGAUACGAGUGACCUGCUUUAAUUCUGUCGUAGAUCGUUUCUACGAGGUCGUAGAGGUAGGAAAGGUUUAUGUGAUGUCAAAGGGCAGUUUGAAGCCAGCAAAGAAGAACUUCAACCAUCUUAACAAUGAGUGGGAGAUAUUUUUGGAGGCAGCCUCGACUGUGGAGCCAUGUCCAGAUGAGAAUGACUCUAUACCGACCCAGCAGUUUAAUUUCAGGCCAAUCAGUGAAAUCGAGAAUGCAGAGAACAACUCUAUUCUGGAUAUCAUCGGGAUUGUUACAUCCGUGAACCCUUCAGUCACUAUACUGAGGAAAAAUGGCAUGGAAACUCAGAGAAGGAUUAUGAAUUUGAAGGAUGAGUCCGGUAAAAGUGUUGAGUUAACUUUGUGGGGUGAAUUUUGCAACAAAGAAGGUAGCCAGCUCCAAGAAGCACUUGAUUCUGGAUUCUUCCCCGUGUUAGCUGUUAAGGCGGGAAAGGUGAAUGAUUUCAGUGGUAAAUCAGUGGGCACAAUCUCUUCCACACAACUUUUUAUGAAUCCUAAUCUUCCAGAAGCUGAUAGAUUAAAAGUGUGGUUUGAUGGAGGGGGAAAGAAUGCUGCUUCGCAAUCUAUAUCAAAGGAUGUUAUGCCUGCGUUUUCUCAGAAUUUGAUCCGGAAAACCAUAUCACAGAUAAAGGACGAGGGCCUUGGCAGGGGAGAAAGGCCCGACUGGGUCACAGUGAAAGCGACCGUCUCGUUCAUUAAGGCGGACAACUUUUGUUACACUGCUUGUCCAUUGAUGAUUGGUGAUAGGCAAUGCAAUAAGAAGGUGACGAAAGUUGCUGGUGGGAACUGGUGCUGUGAUAGAUGCGAUAAAGAGUUUGAAGAGUGCGAUUAUAGGUAUCUUCUCCAGGUACAGGUUCAAGAUCACACAGGGCUUACCUGGGUGACAGCUUUCCAGGAGUCAGGAGAGGAUAUUCUGGGUUGCUCGGCAAAGGAGUUAUACAAGCUCAAGUACGAAGAGAAUGAUGAUAUUAGGUUUCCAGAAAUCAUGCGGCGUAGUCUAUUUGAGCAGUACCUAUUCAGGCUGAAAAUUAAGGAGGAACUGUAUGGAGAUGAGCAGAAGGUAAAGAUUACAGCAGUUAAAGCAGAGAAAGUGAAUCCUUCGAUGGAAAGUCGAUAUCUACUGGACUUGAUUGGACGGCACUCUGUGUAAGAACCUCGCAUUGGAAGAGGCUGCACAGCUGAUUCAUCAUCUCAAGGAACACUUACACCUAAAGAGUUGAUUUUCAUACUGACCCAAUUGAUUUUUUUCUUUUUUUAAAUAACAUUAAACAAGUAAGAUCUGCAGUUAUUGUGGCAAGAGUGCUGUCUGCACUCGUCAGUUAGGUGUUGAAGGUCCUUUCAGUAUCUUCCACAUUCAAAACUGCUUCGCCUUUGGGGUUCUUUUCUUCUGUUUUUUUUUGUUUUUUGUUUUUUGUUUCUCCUGAAGAUAAGGUGCUCUUCUUGUAAUCCUCUCAUACAACAAUACUCUCCAUUAGACAUUUAAUCAAGCCUUUAGUCUGUAAAAACCAAACCAUUGAAAUGAAUUCUUUUCAUUCCUAGAGUUUUUGGGA
Messenger RNA from Ananas comosus (pineapple), 2540 nucleotides. RefSeq names its product replication protein A 70 kDa DNA-binding subunit A. The coding region runs from base 215 to 2140 and encodes 641 amino acids. The record is from RefSeq and is a predicted model, not a curated record. NCBI's taxonomy places the organism in Eukaryota, Viridiplantae, Streptophyta, Magnoliopsida, Poales, Bromeliaceae. Gene Ontology annotation, biological process: double-strand break repair via homologous recombination; DNA replication; telomere maintenance via telomerase. The transcript is spliced from 2 exons. Gene Ontology annotation, cellular component: nucleus; DNA replication factor A complex. Gene Ontology annotation, molecular function: damaged DNA binding; single-stranded telomeric DNA binding.